GAAGACAAUCAUCGUCGUCGUCACCACAUCAUGUAAAAAUAAACACUAAUAAUUUCCCGUACUUGACUUUCCUUUUUCUCUCCCUCAUUAAACGCAUUCGCCCUCGCGUCGGCUCCCGCCGCCCACUUUUUCUUCUCAAUUACUCUGUUUCUAAGUAUCGAUGAUUGGCUGGCUUUUGAGGAGGAAGAAAUAGGAUUAGGACAAUCUUUGUGCUGCAGAUGGCGUCCGUGGGCAUGGCGCCUGCAUCUGGUUUAAGACAAUCUAGUGCUGCUGGUGUUGACAAGUUACCCGAGGAGAUGCACGACAUGAAAAUUAGAGAAGACAAAGAAAUUGAAGCAACACUUGUGGAUGGUAAUGGAACAGAGACGGGACAUAUAAUUGUGACAACUAUAGGAGGUAGAAAUGGUCAGCCGAAACAGACUAUAAGUUACAUGGCUGAGCGUGUGGUUGGACAUGGAUCAUUCGGAAUUGUUUUCCAGGCAAAGUGCUUAGAGACUGGUGAAAGUGUUGCUAUAAAGAAGGUUCUUCAAGAUAAGAGAUACAAGAAUCGUGAGUUGCAAACAAUGCAUCUUCUUGACCACCCAAAUGUUGUAGCUUUGAAGCAUUGUUUUGUUUCAACGACUGAAAAGGGUGAACUUUAUCUAAAUUUGGUACUCGAGUAUGUACCUGAAACUGUUCAUCGUGUGAUCAAGCACUAUAACAAGUUGAACCAAAGGAUGCCAUUGAUAUACGUGAAACUUUACACAUACCAGAUAUUUAGGGGACUGUCUUACAUCCAUCGCUGCAUUGGUGUGUGUCACCGGGACAUUAAACCUCAAAACAUUUUGGUAAAUCCACACACUCAUCUGGUUAAACUAUGUGAUUUUGGAAGUGCAAAAGUCUUGGUGAAAGGGGAGCCGAACAUAUCCUACAUUUGCUCAAGGUAUUAUAGAGCACCUGAGCUAAUUUUUGGGGCAACUGAGUACACUACAGCUAUUGACAUCUGGUCUGCUGGCUGUGUCCUUGCCGAGCUUUUACUUGGGCAGCCUCUGUUUCCCGGUGAGAGUGGAGUAGACCAGCUUGUGGAGAUUAUUAAGGUACUGGGAACUCCAACACGAGAGGAGAUUAAGUGCAUGAACCCUAACUAUACAGAGUUCAAAUUCCCUCAGAUUAAGGCUCACCCAUGGCACAAGAUAUUCCAUAGGCGUAUGCCUCCUGAAGCUGUUGAUUUGGUGUCAAGAUUUUUGCAAUACUCUCCUAAUCUCCGUUGCAAUGCUUUAGAUGCGUUGAUCCAUCCUUUCUCUGACGAGCUGCGUGAUCCAAAUGUUCGCUUGCCUAAUGGCCGUGUCCUUCCGCCAUUAUUCAACUUUAAACCUCAUGAACUGAAGGGUGUUCCAGUAGAGACUCUGGUGAAAUUGAUUCCGGAGCAUGCAAGAAAGCAAUGUCCAAGUCUUGGUUUGUAAUUUAAUGCAAAAUGUAACAGAGCAGUUGAGAAAGUGUAUUGUCAUCUUAUGUACGCAAUUUACUUUUUAUAUAUGUGUGUUAUAUGUAAAAGCAGAUAUUUACAGAAUACUAAUAAUGUAAAAGCUGAUGGUUUGGGGAUUAAGAUUUAGAGAUUUAAAUUUUUAUAAGUUUUUUUCUCA
This is a messenger RNA of Hibiscus syriacus, 1622 nucleotides long. RefSeq names its product shaggy-related protein kinase alpha-like. NCBI's taxonomy places the organism in Eukaryota, Viridiplantae, Streptophyta, Magnoliopsida, Malvales, Malvaceae. The transcript has 13 exons. Gene Ontology annotation, molecular function: protein serine/threonine kinase activity; ATP binding. Gene Ontology annotation, cellular component: cytoplasm. The record is from RefSeq and is a predicted model, not a curated record. The coding region runs from base 219 to 1442 and encodes 407 amino acids. Gene Ontology annotation, biological process: protein phosphorylation; signal transduction.